UUCUCUCAUUUAAAAAAAAAAAAAAAUCUCUUCUCCUCUCCUCUCCGCAAUUCUCAGUUUCUCAAAACCCAAAAACUCACAACUUUUUUCUCUCAGAAUUUUCCUGCGACAAUCCAGAUUUGGGAUCAAUGAAAGGGGAAGUUCAGCUAGAGUCAGUGAGUUCGCAAGACCCAGGUGACUCGGACCCUUUGUUGCAGAACAAGGCCGAUUCUUCACCAGGAAGCUCGACCGAGAUUACGGUUGAAGACGUUGAGUCUGGUUCGGUUCCUUGUUGCCGCAUUUGUCUUGAAAGUGACGCCGAGCCAGAGGACGAGUUGAUUUCUCCUUGCAUGUGCAAAGGCACUCAGCAGUUUGUUCAUCGGGCGUGUCUUGAUCAUUGGCGUUCGGUUAAGGAAGGAUUCGCCUUCUCCCAUUGCACAACUUGUAAAGCUCAAUUUCACCUCCGAGUUGAAUUGUUUGAGGACAACUCAUGGCGUCAAGUAAAAUUUCGACUAUUUGUGGCAAGGGAUGUUGUCCUUGUAUUUUUGGCUAUACAAACAGUAAUUGCUGCAAUGGCUGGCUUCGCGUAUAUCAUGGACAAAGAUGGAGCGUUCAGAAAUUCCUUUAGUGGUUGGGAUCGUAUUCUAUCAAAACAUCCCGUACCAUUUUAUUACUGUAUAGGGGUACUGGCCUUUUUUGUUCUGCUUGGAUUUUUCGGGCUCAUAUUGCAUUGUUCAUCUCUCAAUAGCAAUGAUCCACGGAUGGCUGGCUGCCAAAACUGUUGUUAUGGUUGGGGAAUAUUGGAUUGCUUUCCUGCGUCUAUGGAAGCAUGCUUUGCCCUGGUUAUUGUUUUUGUUGUGGUCUUUGCAAUUCUUGGCAUAGCAUACGGUUUCCUUGCUGCCACGAUGGCUAUACAGAGGAUUUGGCAGAGACAUUACCACAUCCUCACCAAGAGGGAGCUCACAAAGGAGUAUAUAGUGGAGGAUCUUCAUGGCUGUUAUACCCCACCAAAGUUGGACCCAGAACACGAAGAGCGGCUGAAAAUGCUUAAGCUUUUGUAAUUAUGUAAAAGGAGGUGAAUUUCUGUCUCUUGAAAAGGGUUUUAAGUUUGUCGGCAUACGGAAGGAAAAGAAUUGCUGGGUAAAUUUGUUCAAAGAAGUGGAGAGAGAAAAAAAAGUCUUUUUCUGUAAUGCUCACCCAAAAAAAAAAAAAAAAAGAAAUGUAAACCUAAUCUUGCUUUUUUGACAGAAAGUAAAAUCAUCUGUGCAGUUUUUACUUUCUUAACUUAUAUAUUAUGUUUUGUGUUCCCAGCAAUUGUUUUUACUUUCUUAACUUAUAUAUUAUGUAUCCAGUGUAUGGCAUUUGUACAUUUUCAUAUGUGCUGUUUGGAUAUUCUCGUCAUAAUAGCAGUGCUGUUUGGAUAUUCUCGUCAUAAUAGCAGUCU
Molecule: messenger RNA, 1423 nt
Organism: Morus notabilis
Lineage: Eukaryota; Viridiplantae; Streptophyta; Magnoliopsida; Rosales; Moraceae
Exons: 7
Coding region: 129-1040 (303 amino acids)
Molecular function (GO): zinc ion binding
Source: RefSeq, a predicted model, not a curated record